This is a messenger RNA of Haliotis rubra (blacklip abalone), 5816 nucleotides long. RefSeq names its product fibroblast growth factor receptor 2-like. The record is from RefSeq and is a predicted model, not a curated record. Bases 246 to 2642 code for a protein of 798 amino acids. The transcript has 20 exons. Gene Ontology annotation, cellular component: membrane; signaling receptor complex. Gene Ontology annotation, molecular function: ATP binding; fibroblast growth factor receptor activity. Gene Ontology annotation, biological process: multicellular organism development; positive regulation of cell population proliferation; protein phosphorylation. NCBI's taxonomy places the organism in Eukaryota, Metazoa, Mollusca, Gastropoda, Lepetellida, Haliotidae.
GGUGAUCACGUGACGAUCCUCAGAAAGCUCAAGCGAAAUAGUCGUGGAGAUACACGGGAUAUAACGGAACUUAGGUAGGGUGAAACUCGGACUUCGUGUAUUAGAAUCGGAUUCUAACGGACUUUACUUGUGUGCAAGAUAUUCAUGGAGUAACGAACAGUUAGUUUGAUCAUCUCAAGGAUGUUAUAGCAGUAAUUCAUGGGAUUGUAUACGAGGAUGUGGUAGCUGAUAUUGUGUGAUAUAUCAUGGCACUUACCUGGUGUGUGUGUAUUCUAUCUGUGAUUCUAGCCAGUUGUGUGCAGACUUCAUUACAACAGGAGAAAUCUACAGUGAGACCCUACUUUAGGAAGCUGCCUGAGACUGUCUUACAACACAUCAUUGGUGAAACUAUCAAGCUACGGUGUCGAGUUCGAGGCCAUCCCAAACCUUUUCUGACAUGGUACAAGGGUGACAAGCUCAUUGACCAUACCAGUAAUGAAAGGGUGACGGUGAACCGCUAUGCGUUGGUCAUUGAAGAUGUACAGCCAGAAGACGAGGGAAAGUAUGCAUGUCAUGGACAGAACCAACAUGGAGAGGUCUGGGGAAACUUCACCCUUAAAGUGCGCAACACAACAAAUUUUGAUGACUACGAAAACGAUUAUGAGAGUGAAUACGUUAAUGAACCGCAAAUUCCUGGAAAACCAACAUGGGCGAGGAAAAAGGAAGACAUGAAGGACAUUGCAAAGCCAGCUAACUCUUACGUGGACUUUAAGUGUCCUGCUGUUGGGAAACCCAAGCCUGACAUAGAGUGGCUCUUUGAGGGUAAACCCUUCAAACGAAACACGCCUGGCCAGAUGACCAUGAAGGGCUACAAGCUGACCCUUGGUGAUCUGGUCCCUCUUGACAGCGGAAAGUACACGUGCAUCGUCAGUAACACCCACGGCUCAAUCAACUGGACAUAUACAUUACAAGUUGUCCAGCGUCUUCCACAUGCUCCAAUUAUUAAGGGCCCAAAGAAUCAAACUGUAGUGGCCGGAGAAACAGCCUUUUUUAACUGCAGGAUUUUACUGAGUGACCUUCACCCUCACAUACAGUGGCUGAGACAUUACAAGGUCAAUGGCUCGUAUACCACACCUGAAGGGGACCCCUAUGUAAAUGUUCUACAGACUCAGAUGUCAAAUGUAAACACAUCGGAACCAGAGCAGUUGGUUCUACACAACGUGGACAAAGAGACUGCUGGGUGGUACACUUGUGUUGUACAAAACAGCAUCGGAAUUGAAUACGGCUCAGCAUGGCUAAAGGUUAUAGAUGAACAUCCGGUGAGUCAAUCAACAGUCGGCCAUGGCGUAGAACAACCAAUGACCGUCCCGAUGAUAGCAGGGGGGUCCGUCAUCAGCAUCGCAAUCGUCAGUAUCAGCAUUGGCAUUAUCGUCUUCUGGUUCCGUCAUAAACGGCGUCUUAGUAUGCCGUACAAGAAGAGGGUUAUCAUCAUGAGACAGAAUGACCUAUACUACCCCAACAGCAAGGAUCCAUAUGCAACGGUACCAUUAAUGGUACCCCAAGUACGAAUUGAGAACAGCAAUUUCAUGAGGCGUAGACUAUCAUCAGAAUUCACGGAAGUGUCAGAGUAUGAUAUUCCUCUAGACAAGACGUGGGAAUUUCCUAGAGAAAGACUCGUCUGUGGAGAAAGACUUGGAGAAGGAGCUUUUGGUUUGGUCGUCAAGGGUGUGGCACUUGGUAUCCAGGGAAUGCCAGGAAACACUACUGUUGCCGUUAAGAUGUUAAAAGAGGAUGCCACCGACCGCGAGAUGACAGAUCUGAUGCAGGAGAUGGAGGUAAUGAAGUUCAUUGGAAGUCACAAGAACAUCAUCAACCUCCUCGGAUGUUGUACACAGAGAGGUCCCCUCUACGUCAUUGUGGAAUACGCACCUAAUGGAAAUCUCCGCGACUUCCUGAAGAAACACCGACCUCCCAACUCUGGCUACCCUUGCACAUCAGGAUACGAGCGACCAAUCAUCAGUGACGAGCUGAGCGACUAUAAACCACUCACACAAAAAGAUUUGAUAUCAUAUGCAUAUCAGGUUGCAAGAGGAAUGGAAUAUCUUGCUACAAAACAUUGUAUUCAUAGAGAUUUGGCUGCUCGAAAUGUGCUUGUAACAGAUGACUACGUAUUGAAAAUUGCCGACUUCGGCCUCACAAGAAACUUGCGUAAUGUAGAUUACUACAGAAAAACAACAGAUGGUCGGUUACCGGUCAAGUGGAUGGCGCCUGAAGCACUCUUUGACCGAAAAUACACCUCAAAAAAUUGGUCGUAUGGUGUUUUGUUAUGGGAGAUAUUCACACUGGGAGGAAACCCAUAUCCCUCGGUACCAGUGGAGAAGUUGUUCGAACUCCUGCGAGAAGGACAUCGGAUGGAAAAGCCUCCAUAUGCAUCAAAUGAAAUGUAUGGUAUAAUGCACAAGUGUUGGCAGGAGAACCCUCAGAUGAGACCGUCCUUCCAACAGCUUGUGGUGGAGCUCGACAAGAUCCUCACGUCAUCACUGAAUGAAGAGGCGUACUUGGACCUGGAGCCUGUAGAAGCACCAAUGAGCACGUCAGAUAGCCAGUACUCGUCAAUGUCCCAUAGCAGUACAAGCAGUGGUGAGAGCAACAUUACCGAGUAGCCAUGUGAUUGGUCACGUGAUCAUGUGACCUUCCCCAGCAAGGGCAGCGGCUGAGAGGUGCCACGCUACUACAUGUGUGGAGUCGGCCAAAUUUUGUAACACUGCGGACUUGGGCUGUGUUAUUUGUAUAUAUACCACACACAGUGUAGGGCAACUAUUAGCAACAUGCUAAUAGAUACUACCGCUUGUCAAUCCGGCCAAUGGGAGAAGAAUUUGAGAGUGCUAGUUACAAUGUAUUCAAUUCUGGGAGUUUCUUUGAAGAAAACAGACAUACUGAGCUUCACAGGAUUGUGAAAAUUUAUAUACCUCACCAUUGAAAGAAUGAGGAAACCACAAUCUUCAAUUGGAACUUUGGCACUUUGUGUUGUGUCCUGGCAGUCUGUGAACAGGAGUUGUUUGUGGACAAGACUAUAUUCCUUUCAAAUUCUUGCUGGAACGUCUCACUGUGACUGAGGGGUGACAGGAUGUAAAGAGUACCCCAUGAAGAAAUGAGUCUGCCCUGAGCUCAGUCAUUUACAAAGCUGUUGUGUAUAUACUUUAGACUGCUCAAGGAUAUAUAUUGUUGAGUUGAAUUUUAUGAGAAAAUUUAUGCUAUUAUAUUGAGUCCAGAGUUAGAGAAUGUAUAUUUUUUAAUUAGACGCAACUCAUUGGACUGUAAGAUUGUAAUAUUGUCUGUCGUGAGCUUCCAAAAUGUGUGCCAAUGAAGUGAAGGAACAUGGAUUGUCUUCCGUUAGUCGUUCAUACUUAAUUGCGACUUAUAUAUGUAUAUAUAUAAGUACUAAUAUCCACCAUGAAAUAAGCUAAGGGCAGACAACCCAAUGCCUCAAGAGAAAUUAGGGUCAGCCAUGGGUCUUUGGGGUCAAGGUCAAUCUGCUAUAUUUUAUGGAUUUUAAAUAAUCAGGAACUUAUUACUAAUCUUGACUGUCUAAGCAAUGGCAGAAUUUACAUUAGUAUGUUUAAUGAUUUUAAAUGUCUACAAGAAGAAACUUGAAUCUCUUGCCAACUUGCAUUUAUCUGGACCACCGUUAAGCAACUGUAUUAUUUGUUGCCAUCGAUGUGCAUUUAAUCAAACUGCAAUUUACAUGCAUUUGUUAGUGUCACUGCCAGUCAAUUGUUAUUGUUUUAUGUAAGCAUUGGUUGAAUGAAAUCUAUUUUGUUAAUGUAACGUUGUUAAUGUUUAGUCUGGAUUCAUGCUAGAUACUAGGUUUCAUUUUCAUCUCUUAAACAUUGUCUUAAGCUAAACAUUAGCAGGCAUCUCAUGACAAUAGGCAUCAAGUUGUUUUUUGUUUUUCAAUAGUGCUUAUGGUUCCACACAUGUGUUCAGUUGUCAUAGUACCAGGUUACCUAGGCAACAUGGAAAUGGUGCAUUAUGGGGGUAAAUAUCAUCAGUUUCAUUACCUAAAUUAUUUAGUCAGCAUUCUGACUUGUUGCCUGUUGGUUGCAUUAUUUCCAAGUCUUCCACAUGUUUGUUUUUGUGAAUGAAUAUAUUUGGCAGGUAAUAUCUUUUCUCAUGUCACCGAUAUAUAUAAUGGCACAUCAGACAAUCAUAGGGUGAAUUCGAGCCAUUUCUUUUCAUCUCAGUACAUGAAAUUGUCACUUUUUCUAGACCAAAUAAACAGUUGGACAAAAUUGAGUUGAAAUGGAGAUUUUUUAACUGCGAUGAAACGCAAGCAUUUUGAUGUUUUGAUGAAAUUCUAGAGCUGUGAACACUUCAUGUAUUUUGAGGUAGUACCAUAUGCAAAAUCUCUGUCUCAUUGUCUUCCGUAAUGCUAGUAUGCUACCGAAAGACACGUGUAUUCUAAGCUCAGAAGAACAACACUCCCAAGCAAAGAUGACUAAAUGUGUAUAUUUGGAUUAAGAGAGUGCUGCAAUGCACGUCUGAUGUACGGACUAACCGCACCUGUGCUUGAUGUGCACUGCCAGAGCUGUACAUGCUUCAAGUACGUGUGCUGUUUCCCUUCAGCUUGUUGCAGCUUCUACUAUACAUUAAUGCUUUGUAUGGGUGUGAAUAUUUCGUGACCUAAAUGGAGGACCUUUCAUGGUGUGAAUAUUGAACUCAGCAAGUGUGCAUUUACUUGCAGUCCAACGGAAUUAAUUGACAUGAUCACAGAGAAGAUGUGAAUUGUUAAUAUAUACUAAAUGUGGGAUAAAAGAGGCGUCACGCCUGAAGAAGAGUCUUGGACCAGAUGAACAUGGAACAUGUACCUGAAAUAACUUACAGGGAAUUUUAUUCAUGACUUGUGUGUUAUGAAGAUAUUCACCACCAAAUACCAGUUAGCAUUUUACAUUAUAUUCACCAGUUCUUGCAUUAGAAGUGCAGAAUACUACUUUCUGCAAGACAUCUUGUAGAUGGUUCCUCAGGAAAUUGUCACACUGGUUUUUUAAAGUAUGAGCUUACGGCUUGUAUCAUGCAGUUUUAUAUUUUAUUAUUGCAUUUUAUGAAUCUCCAACAACUUUUGCUAAAAGAGUGAAAACCUCAAGACAGAUGACAUUUUUUAUUUGUGCAAGUUUUUGUUGUGCAACUUUUUUAAUUAAUGAAGCAAAAGUUGUUAGAGAACUGGUAAGAGUGGCUUUUUGUUUUAGUACCGGCAAAUAUGGCCUGUUCUUAAUUUUUUCAGACAGAUUUGUUUUUAAAAUGGCAUAAUUUAGCCAGAGAAUUUAUUCUUUACCUGGAUUUCUAGAAGUUUUAGAAAUUCAGACUGAAACAGGUAUUAUAAGUAAGUGUCUUUGGGUUUUUUAUGAUUUGUCUAAAUUGUUAAGUUAAGGAUUUAAGGUUCAAAUUGCACUUGUUCAAGUUGUGAAUUUUGUGUUCAUAAAUCAUUGAAGUGUAUUAGCACCCUACCAUCAUGAAUUAAAUAUCUGAAAGUAUUGCAAUCUCAGUAUUCCAUCAUGAAGUCAUUUGGCAGUUUUAUAAAGGUCAACAGUCUAUGAGUAAUUCAACACACAAUUGUUUUGAAUAUUUGAUGUAAAUAUUUGGGCCUACUUAAUAUUUUUUUAUACUUUAUAUUAUGUAAAUGAAUUUGAUUCCAGAUGCAAUGUAAGAGGGGUUUGAUUGAUGAAAUUCUGAAACAAGCGAAAACAAUUGACAUCAUCCUAUCAUCACACUGUUGGUCUAAUGUAAUAUAUUUGUACAAUUGUUGUAAAUUAGAAAAAUAAAACUCAAUCUGUAGAUUA